GGCUGAAGCGGAACCCCUGCUGGGUGGAGCACUUCAAUGUGCAGUUCCUGGGCUCGGUGGAGGUGCCCUACCACCAGGGCAACGGCAUCCUGUGCGCAGCCAUGCAGAAGAUUGCCACCACCCGGAAGCUGACCGUCCACCUGAGGCCUCCGUCCACCUGUGACCUGGAAAUCAGCCUGCAAGGCAUCAACCGCGUCCAGACCGCCAACGAAUACAGACAGGACGAGGAGAUGGAGCGCUGCAGCCAUUUCUUCCAGAUGAAGAACGUCUCCUUCUGCGGUUGCCACCCCCGCAAUAGUUGCUAUUUUGGCUUCAUCACCAAGCACCCCGUCCUGAGUCGCUUCGCCUGCCACGUCUUCGUUUCGCAGGAGUCCAUGCGGCCCGUGGCCGAGUGUGUCGGCCGCGCCUUUCAGGAAUACUACCAGGAGCAUCUUGAGUUUGCUUGCCCCACAGAAGACAUAUACCUGGAGUAGGACGUGAGCUGGAGGGCAGCCCCUCCCCCCACCCCCAGUUUCACGCCCCCCCCCCCAGAGAGACGGACCCAGAAGCAGCCUGAGUCCUGCCAGGCGGCCGAGCCCACAGCUUCCCUGCACGAGGGGGCCCUGGCCCUGGGGGCUUCUGGGGCCCAGACCGGCCUGGUGGGCCUCUUGCCCUCUCUCCCCCUUUCCCAAUUCCCCAGCCCCCCACAACGUCCCAACGUGGCCAAGGGAGCAGCCAGGGGAGCAGCCUCUCAGAGGGUGCUUGGUAGGGAGGAAAUG
Molecule: messenger RNA, 758 nt
Organism: Notechis scutatus (mainland tiger snake)
Lineage: Eukaryota; Metazoa; Chordata; Lepidosauria; Squamata; Elapidae
Source: RefSeq, a predicted model, not a curated record